Cylicocyclus nassatus is the source of this 636-nucleotide messenger RNA. The record is from the annotation of a GenBank genome assembly. NCBI's taxonomy places the organism in Eukaryota, Metazoa, Nematoda, Chromadorea, Rhabditida, Strongylidae.
AUGUUAACGAACGCUCCAUGGAAAGAAGAACAUCUCCGGAAGGAGCACGACUAUUGCAAACUGUCGGCCAUAUUCAACUUCCAAAGUCUCAUUUCUGUGAUUCUGCUACUGAUUUGUACUUGCGCAUAUAUCAGAUCUUUCGCACCAAAACUAGUGGAUAGAAAUAAAGAAGGAUUGCUUGGUGUAUUUUGGAAAUUGGCUAGGAUUGGAGAACGCCUGAGUCCUUGGUUGCCUAGCUCAAUCAUGGCUCCUGUUCGAACAGGACGUAUUGAUGAGAAUACUUUUGAAAUCAAAAAACGGCAACCUCAAAAGCCGUCUGGGAUUCGCGGAGGUCACAAUAAUUUCUACGUAACAAAGAAAACUUCCAUUUCUGCAACUAUGAAGCGCGUGGAAGAGAUAUUGCACAAUAAGGGAACUGAGAUAUACAUUCAUGGCCUUGGAGCUUCCUUGAAUCGUGCUAUGGUGCUUGCACUGGAGAUUCAAAAAACAUUUACUAACGGCGUGUCUUUGAAUAUAACGACCUCUACAGUAAAUGUUACUGACGACCUUUUCCCAAUGAGUGACGAGUUUGAGAUGGGUAUCCGCAAUCGACCUCUGUCUGCUGUUCAAAUCCAUAUCUGCCGCAUCCAAGUCUGA